UCCACCCUCUGUGGGGACAUGGUGCCACACCUGCACAGUGCCAGCCCACAGGCCCUCACCAACCUGGCCCCCAGCAUCCAGGGGUCCAUCCCCCAGACCCUCACCAGCCAAGUCUCCAGCCCAGCUGGAGAGGCCAAAGACAGCACCCUCUGCUGUUCAGAUUCAAAUGACCAGGAACCAGAGAAAGUGCUGCUGACAGCCUCAGUGAAGCAGCAGCCAGUGAAGUCAGUGAAUGGAUACUACCAGCUGACUGGUGUAGUCUCUCAUUUGGGAGGCUCCGCAAACUCCGGGCACUACAUUAGUGACAUCUUGCAUGCCAGUGGAAACUGGUUCUGCUGUAACGACAGCCAGGUGUCAAUGUCCAAUGAAGCCACUGUGCUGAGGACCAGAGCCCGGAGUGCCUACAUGCUCUUCUAUAUGUUCAGGUACUGCUUACUCUCACCAUCUAUAUUCUUGUGUUGCUAUAUAUGUGUACGGUUCCUUUCACCCUACAGGGCAAGAGAGCGGGAGGCCCCAGCACACAGGGCCUAACAUGGCCACCUGCACCAGCCCCAGCCUAAA
Molecule: messenger RNA, 561 nt
Organism: Salmo salar (Atlantic salmon)
Lineage: Eukaryota; Metazoa; Chordata; Actinopteri; Salmoniformes; Salmonidae
Source: RefSeq, a predicted model, not a curated record